Molecule: messenger RNA, 838 nt
Organism: Dalotia coriaria
Lineage: Eukaryota; Metazoa; Arthropoda; Insecta; Coleoptera; Staphylinidae
Gene: RpL10Ab
Product: ribosomal protein L10Ab
Exons: 4
Coding region: 131-784 (217 amino acids)
Biological process (GO): maturation of LSU-rRNA; translation
Cellular component (GO): cytosolic large ribosomal subunit
Molecular function (GO): RNA binding; structural constituent of ribosome
Source: RefSeq, a predicted model, not a curated record
UAGCCGAUGUAAAAAGUGAACAUCUGCGCAUGCGCAGCACGGUACAAAACUUAACCUUAUAUUCGAUUUGACGGGCUUCUCUCUUUCCGUUCCAGGUCGCGUGUGAGUAACAUCAUACCAGCCUACCAAGAUGACGUCCAAAGUAUCGCGUGACACAUUCUACGAAUGUGUAGGCGCCGUCUUAAAGAACUCCAAACAGAACAGAAGGAAGUUCCUUGAAACUGUGGAAAUCCAAAUCGGUUUGAAGAAUUAUGAUCCCCAGAAGGACAAGCGUUUCAGCGGCACCGUCAAGCUAAAGAACAUCCCCAGACCCAAGAUGCAAGUGUGUGUUCUUGGAGAUCAGCAGCAUUGUGAUGAGGCCAAGGCACAGAAUGUACCUUACAUGGAUGUUGAGGCUCUCAAGAAACUCAACAAAAACAAGAAGUUGGUUAAGAAACUAGCAAAGAAAUAUGAUGCUUUCCUUGCUUCUGAAGCCCUCAUCAAGCAGAUUCCGCGUCUAUUGGGUCCCGGUCUUAACAAGGCUGGCAAGUUCCCUGGUCUCUUGUCUCACCAGGAGUCUAUGACUCAGAAAAUUGAUGAGGUGAAGGCCACCAUCAAGUUCCAGAUGAAGAAGGUCUUGUGUUUGUCUGUUGCCGUUGGACACGUCAACAUGAGCGAGGAUGAGCUUGUACAAAAUGUGCAUUUGUCAGUCAACUUCCUCGUCUCGCUGCUGAAGAAGCAUUGGCAGAACGUGCGCUCCCUGCACGUGAAAUCGUCGAUGGGACCCGCGCAACGUUUGUACUAAGUUUUCUAUGUUUACGUCUAUCAACGUAUCAAUAAAAACACACAAAAAAAUUUA